Messenger RNA from Dermatophagoides farinae (American house dust mite), 1182 nucleotides. The record is from RefSeq and is a predicted model, not a curated record. NCBI's taxonomy places the organism in Eukaryota, Metazoa, Arthropoda, Arachnida, Sarcoptiformes, Pyroglyphidae.
AUGAAAUCUUGGAAUUUUUUCAAUUUAAUUUCCGCUUUGAGUGGUUAUUAUCAAUUUGUCAUUGAAGGUGUAGGAGGUAGUUCUUCUGCUGGUGGUGGUAGUAAUCAUCAAACUCAAACUCCACAUUCAUCACCAUCAUCGUCUAUUUUAGAUAAUAACGGUAAUAACAGUAGUGCUGGUGGGCAUCAUCAAACAUCGACCUUUUUGACCUAUCAACAACAAAAACAACAGCAACAGCGACGACAACUACAGCAACAACAUUCUGGUAGUAAGUAUAUAACACCAACGCAUCAUCAUCAUAAACAACGGUCAUCAUAUCAGCAAAAAAGUGGAAAAGAAGAUCAAGAUCAAGAUAAACAACUACAAGAAGAUGAUGAUGAAGAAUUGUUACUAUCCGGAAGUAGUGAUAAUAGUACAAGUCAUCCAUUGAUACCAAUACAAAAAAGACGACGACGUUAUCAACAACAACAACAACAACAGCGAACAGCAACAAAGACUGUUAAUGAACCGCACCGACAGAAUCGACGGCAAACAUCGCAAACUGAAGAUGAAUCUAAUGAUUAUGACUAUGACGAUGAUGAUUAUUAUGAUGAUGGUUUAUUAACAACAAGUCAAGAACAAUAUUCAGCAACCAAUUUGGAUAGUAGUUUUCAACUUGGUGGUGAUUAUUAUAAUUUAAAUGAUCAAGAGCAACAGAAUUUAUAUUUGAAUCAAGAAUCUUCAUCACAUCGAACCAACUAUCAUACGAUACAUAAUCCAGGUUUAAUCUAUGGAAGUCGGUCAACAUUAUUGAAUGCUGAUUCUGAUUUACGAUCAGCCAGUAUUGGCUAUGUCGAAACAAAUCUAUUGCCAUUUGUAUCGAAUCUAAAUCGUUUACGUGAACAAUUUAUUCGUGAACACAAUCAACAACAACAGCAACGAUCCACACAACCAACAAAUCAAACUUGUGAUCAUCAUCAGCAAACAUUGUUGAUUCGACGGUCAUCACCACCACAAAUUCAUCAUAAACCUAGGCAAUCAUUGGUUAAUAACUGUUCCUGUGUCAAUCAUUCAGAUGAAAAUAUAAACGAUCGAUAUCAACAACAACAACAACAGCAAUCAUCAUCAUCGAUACCACGUUGGACAUCAUCAUCAUCAUCAUCAUCCCAUAAUACCAUCGAUUAUAAAAUCCGAUUAUUGUGA